This is a messenger RNA of Closterium sp. NIES-65, 1161 nucleotides long. Lineage: Eukaryota; Viridiplantae; Streptophyta; Zygnematophyceae; Desmidiales; Closteriaceae. The record is from the annotation of a GenBank genome assembly.
AUGAAACUGUUGCUUCACCUUCUCGAGAUCUCCCUCCUCCUUCCCCUACCCCUCACUCUACGCAGCCAUGCCCGCAACCCUGCCCGCCCUCAUCAACCUCCGAUAACCCACUACCUCCUAAUUCUUGCCCCACAUGUCGACGCACCUUUGCCAACCCAGCAGCCUUCUGACGUCGCUGCACACCUCAUUCUCUUGGCAUUUCCGCGUCUCUUGCUGCGCCUACCAUCCGCCGCUGCUCCCACGCAGUCCCUUACCUCUUCAUGUGCCUCCUUAGCGCGCCGCUUCAUCAAUGGUGACUGGCAGUCUCUUUUCAGUGAGGCCGUAGCUGCAGCCACUCCAACCGCCAGACCUCUACACAUGGCAUCGGCACGUUCUACGGCGCUGCAGGCUCGUCUCAACCGUGCGAAGCGGUUUGCGAAAUGCGGGGAUUGGUCGCGGUCACUGGCAGCACUGGAAGCUGGCGAGCUAGCUCCUCCAUCAUCAGAAACGGUUGCUGCCCUCGGCUCCAAGCACCCACCUGCUGCAGCAGAAAUUCCUGACUGGGUACACAGCUUCACUCCUGCAGCUGCACCGCAGCUUACCGUCCCUGUUCUCCACGCCGCUCUACAGUCCGCCCCUCGUGGCACAGCUGUUGGUCCUUCUGGGUGGUUCAUUGAGCACCUCAGGGACACGUUUCUCUCUCACCAGCAACAUCUCCCUUCUCUCCUCCACGUAUUCCAGAACUGGCUGCAGGGUGAUCUUCCACCUGCAGUCAGGCCUUUCUACACCGCUUCGAACCUCGUGGCCCUACAGAAACCCCAUGGUGGUGUACGUCCCAUCGCCAUUGGGGAAGUGCUACCACGCCUCCUUUCACGCUGCAUCACUCUCCUUUUCAAGCAGCAAAUGCGAGAGACAUUCCUUCCUCACCUUCAAUUUGGCGUAGCAGUUCCGGCCGGGAUCGAGAUUAUGUCGCACGCAGUGUGCUCCGCCUUCUCCCUUCAUCCUGACUGGGUGGUGCUUCAGCUGGACGUUGCAAACGCGUUCAACUCGUUCAAUCGGGUUUCCAUGUUUGAGGCAUUAAGGCGCUCCCCAUUCUCCAGUCUCAUUCCCUUCUUCCGCCUAUUCUACUCCACCCCUUCACCUCUCCACUACCGCAGCGGCCCCCUUCUCCACACAUUCUAG